GCAAACAUACCCAGUCUCCAGGGCUUUGCUUAAAAAGGCUCAAAGUGAUAUCACUCAUUCUUUCGAAGAACCUCAGUUAUAGAGAUGUUUUAUGUUGUUUAAGAUGCAUAAAGCCUACCAGUCAAUUUUACCAUGUGGCAACAAAUAUCUUCAGCAAAAAUGGGACAAAGCAAACUAUGAAGAGCACAAGAAAAGGAUUCAGACAGCCAAACCUGUAGUGGACACCACUACUCCUCUAACAUAUGGCCAUCUUCACUUGAAGUUAAAGAAGCUAAAGCUUGAGAAGGAACGGCUUUCAGUCAUCGAAAGAGACAAUCAUUUACUGCUGGAGAAGAUGUCCUGCAUCAUGAGAACGAAAGGGCGAAUUGAUAACAAAAAUUACUAUCAGGCCAAAAGUUUAAACAGGGAAAAGCGAGAGAAGGAACUACUGAGAGUGAGCCAAGAGAACCAGGCCAUUCUGAAUAGGAUAACAAAGUGUGAGCCUCAGUAUCAAGUUCAAAGGUGGCAUGAAGACUGGCAAAGGGUGGAAAAAUACAUGGACAGCAUUGCAAGAUAUCCUCGUGGGUGGUAUAAAUUGCAGAAUCGAAAGGAACAAAAACUAAACAAGAACGCAUCAAAACAAGAGAGAGAAAAAAGAGAUGAGCACCAGAAUGCUGAAGAUGUGAAACGAAAGACAGAGGAGGGAGAAAAAGGGGACGUCCAAAAUGGAGAGGAAAAAGAUCACCGAGAGAGAGACACUGUUUUAGAAAUGGUGUAAUUCCAGCCAGUCCCCUAUGAACACAGUUCAAGCAAUUUCUAGAACUAAACAUGAGAAGGGGUGCGUGGGAGAGGCAGUUGCAAGAGCUUAUAUAGAUGCUAUCAUUUUAAAGAAGUUACUGUAAGUGCAGGUAUUAGGCACAUGUCUUUAUUAACAUAUAUAAAUUUCUUUAUCUUUGCCAGCAAACUAUAACUCUGCAUAGUGUUUCAUGAACACAAAUGAAGUGGGAGCAAAGCUGGGGCAAUGAAUUGACUUUAUCCAGGUAAUUAAUCCAGCUGAUUAAAACCAGCUUGUUAAAAAAUAACUAUAUUUUAAUUCUCACAUUAGUAUCCAUCGGAGAUUCACCAGUGAAGGUUGACUUGGAUGACAGCAAAUAGUUUAGAGUAGUGUUGUUUUUUUUCAAAUGUGUUCAUAGGCUGGACCCCCUCUUGAGAUGGCUGGGUGGACCACCUCCCUCCUUGUUCAUGAUCUCCUGUCAGCUUUGUGGCAGCUACAGCAAUUGCAUAUAUGGAGAAGUAAUAUUAAUAAUACAUUAAGUAUUUCAUUAGUUUCUUUUCCUGGAAUUUAGAAGCUGGAAACAAAGAGGAGAAACAACAUCCUGGGAUAAGCCAACCAGUGCUUAAUUUGUGCCGGGACUUGCCGGUGCUGAGCCCAGCACCUCUAAGCUUGGGAGUUCAUAGCCCCAGCACCUCUGGGCUUGCGGCAUCAGUUAUGAAAGUAAAAAAAUUGCUUGUGCCCCAGCACUUCUUUCAUUACAAAUUAAGCACUGGAGUCAGCUCUCUGUGUACCACCAGCAAGUGCUCUCCAGGCCACCACUACUCCACAGCCAAUAAGAUGGGAAUUCUUGGUCUAGAGGAUGCAUCCUCCAACCUUUUUAUGUGAUACUUCAGGGGUAGGCAACCUAUGGCACGCAUGCCAAAGGCUGCACACAAGCUGAUUUUCAGUGGCACUCACACUGCCCGGGUCCUGGCCACCGGUCUGGGAGCUCUGCAUUUUAAUUUAAUUUUAAAUUAAGUUUCUUAAACAUUUUAAAACCUUAUUUACUUUACAUACAAAAUAGUUUAGUUAUAUAUUAUAGACUUAUAGAAAGAGACCUUCUUAAAAUGUAUUACUGGCACACAAAACCUAAAAUUAGAGUGAAUACAUUAAGACUUGGCACACCACUGCUGAAAGGUUGCCGACCCCUGUGAUACUUCAUGGAAAACACCUAUUGAAUCCACAAAAUAGUUAAGCAUACAAACCCAGUCAAGUGAAACUUCACUACUCUUGGAGGAUAUAAAAUCUGAAGCCAAAUAACAGGGUGUAUUAAGAAGUAUUGGCUUUUGUUUUGUUGGAAAUAAAAGUUACAAACAUGUCUUAAUGACUCAUGAACUGUCAGUCCUGGAGGCUGGCUACUUUUUUCAGAGCAUUCUCCUAGUAAUAUUUUACAGGUCAGAGAGACAUUUUCCUUUCUCAUUUGGAAUACAGCCCAGCUGAACCAUGUUUAGAGCAUUGAUGAGAGGAGAACUUCAGUUUCUUAACUGUAUAAAUACUCAGUUGUAAAUAUUUGUCUUUAUUGUAACAAAACUGUGGUACAAAUGUAACCCUUCCACCAGAUGGAGCCAGCAGCAACCAGGGCCAGGUUUAAUAUUUAAGGGUUCCUUUCCAUUGAUACAACACAGAACCGGCUACAGCCCCCUUGUAAUGUGGGAAAAUUACACACCACUCCUAGGCAUCUCAGAGAGGCAAUACUUCCCUACUUGCAAGCACUGAGUCCAAGUGUAGAACAGAAACUUUUAAUAAAAGGAGGGAAGUAACCCAGAAUUCAUUUGAGAAAAUACUGCAAACAGGGUUCAUAAACAUAAACCAUGAGUAAAAGACUCACUUCCCAAGUAGGUUGGGCGGUGCCUUUUCCCCCAUCAGGUUCUUAAGUCCAGCAACCCAAAAGUCACUUUUACAUUCCUGACCAGAGCCGUAACUAGCUGUUUUUGUGCCUUAGGCAAGAAUAUAAAAUUGCGCCCUCCCACUCCAUAUAAUUUCAUAGUAGUUACUUUGUAAAAAAAAAAAAAAAAAAAAAAAAAAAAAAAGGAAAA
Molecule: messenger RNA, 2829 nt
Organism: Gopherus flavomarginatus (Mexican gopher tortoise)
Lineage: Eukaryota; Metazoa; Chordata; Testudines; Testudinidae
Gene: CFAP97D2
Product: CFAP97 domain containing 2
Exons: 5
Coding region: 92-757 (221 amino acids)
Source: RefSeq, a predicted model, not a curated record